CUGACUCUCGUCUUUGAUUCUCAGCAUUGGCUGGGCGAAUUUUCUUUCAUGGCUGAGCAUGUUGGUCGUUCAUUGCAUGAGACCAAAGUCUAGCUGCUUAGCACAGUUGAAAGCUGAUUCAUCGCAAAUUGAGGUUGGCUAGGAGAGGUGGUGUGAACGGCCUCUUCAAACAGAAGAGAAUAAAACGGCACACCACCUCACCACUUUCGGUACUUCUCAUCAACAAGUUGCAAAACAACUGGUUCAUAAGGCCAGCACCCUGCAGAGCCCCACGAUGGCCGGAGCGCGCCAGGUCAGCAUUCUCCUGACCACGCUUGAGCAAGAGCUGAAGCCCCUCAUUAUCCAAGCGUCACGCGCCUGGUGGGACGCCAGCACGAGCGGGCAGGAUAGUGACUUUGCGGCCAAGGAGCAAGCACAGAACGCCCUGGAUUUCGCUCUCAGUAACAAACAGCGGUUUGGGGAUCUGAAAGAAGUGAAAGAAGCUCUGGGAAAAGGCACACCACUUGAGAGGAGACAGGUGGAGGUUUUGUACUUGAUGCAUCUGGAGAAGCAGGUGGAUGGGGAGACGCUGAAGCGGCUGAACGACCUCAGCAACCGAGUGGAGAAGGCGUUCAACACGUUCCGGCCGGUUGUGGGGGGUAGGGAAGUGACAGAGAAUGCAGUGAGGGAUUUAUUGAGGGAGUCAAAGGAUGAGGCGCUCAGAAAGGAGGCAUGGGAAGCCAGCAAGGGGGUGGGGAAGGUGGUGGAAAAGGAGCUGCUGGAGCUAGUGAAGUUGAGGAACAAAGCGGCGAAGGGCCUGGGGUUUGCGGACUACCAUGCGAUGCAGCUCAGUGUUGGCGAGCAGAGCCAAGAGCAGGUCCUCCAAAUCUUCAACGAGCUGGACGCCCUCACCCGCCCCCUCUUCGCCUCCCUCAAGGCCGAGAUCGACGAAGCCCUCGCCUCUAGUUACGGCAUCCCCCCCGAAGCCCUCCGACCCUGGCACUACCACGACCUCUUCUUCCAAGAAGUGCCCGCCGUCUUUGGCGGGGACACCGCCGGGCCCUAUUCACGCCUGGACAUAGUGGGAAUGUGCUCGCGCUUCUACGCCUCCAUCGGGCUGCCCAUCGAUGACGUCAUCGAGCGGAGCGACCUGUACGAGCGCCCUGGCAAGUCCCCCCACGCCUUCUGCACGGACAUCGACCGGUCCGGCGACGUCCGAGUGCUCGGGAACGUCCAACCGGGCGAGUACUGGACCAACACCAUGCUGCACGAGCUGGGCCACUCCGUGUACAGCAGUCGGAACAUGCCCCCCGGGCUGCCGUUUUUCUUACGGGUGGAAUCGCAUACGCUGACGACCGAAGGCGUCGCGAUGCUGUUUGAGAAGUUUGGGCGGAAGGCGGCGUGGCUGAAAGCGAUGGGGGUGGAGGUGGCGGGGGAGAAGGAGUUUGACGCGGCGCAAACUCGGGCGACGCGCGCGCACCUCCUCAUCUUCUCGCGGUGGUACCAGGUCAUGUUCCGCUUUGAGAAGGCCCUGUACGGCAACCCCGAUGCAAACCUAAACAGCCUGUGGUGGGACUUGGUUGAGGAGUACCAGGGGAUUACAAGGCCUUCCGGCAGAGACGCCCCCGACUAUGCCAGUAAGAUUCAUAUUCCAGUCGCACCAUGCUAUUACCAUAAUUACAUGCUCGGGGAGCUUUUUGCAAGCCAGGUGCACGAUACGGUCGCUCGGGAGGUCCAAAAAGUUGUCCCCGGAGAGGCGAUCUAUGUGGGCGAUAAGGCGAUUGGGCGGUUUUUUAGGGACCGGGUGUUUGCCCCAGGGAAAAGCCUUGCGUGGGACGAGCUGUCGGAGCACAUCACUGGGAAGCGGCUUAAUGCAGCGGCUUUCGCGGCUGCUAUCGCAUGAAAGCAUUAGUACCUUAAGCACCAACAUGAUUUACUAGCACCAACAUAGAUUGCCUUGCAUAAAAGACCUACCUUACUUGAAUCUAAGAAUAACGAGCAGCUCUGUGACAGGAAGCUUAAAGUUCUAGUCUUGAAGCGACCAAUGGUCC
Messenger RNA from Klebsormidium nitens, 2030 nucleotides. The record is from the annotation of a GenBank genome assembly. Lineage: Eukaryota; Viridiplantae; Streptophyta; Klebsormidiophyceae; Klebsormidiales; Klebsormidiaceae.